Danaus chrysippus (African queen) is the source of this 2043-nucleotide messenger RNA. The record is from the annotation of a GenBank genome assembly. NCBI's taxonomy places the organism in Eukaryota, Metazoa, Arthropoda, Insecta, Lepidoptera, Nymphalidae.
AUGUCCGCAGAAUUCCCUUUCGCGACGAAGAUAGUAAGUCCCUUAAAAUGCAUUGAAAAACCAUGGGAUUUGUGGGUUAGCGAAAUUGGACACCUGUCUCCUCGCCGUGAUGACGACGGCAUGGGCUUCCCGUCAUCGGCGACAGAUAGUCGGGGCCAUGCGGUGGUCAGGAGGCCACACGAAGUUCAUCCAUACAAAUCCACGGAGAGGAUUCAGAAAGUUUAUCGAAGAGCCGGAGUCAAUCGUCUUCAGUACGAGAGCAUGAGUCUCCAUGGUCUUUUCCCACAAAUGGAUAAUCUUAAUGCGGCUGUGUGUCAUAUGUGUGGAAUCACAGUGAAGUGUAGUGCAGCAUACAGACAUUUAUUAGAGUCCCAUACCGGUGCAGAACCAAUACUCCCACCUCCUCCUCCCACCGUAAAGCUAAAAUCCAAUUUAAGUAGAAGUCGUCUUAAAAAAGAUCCUUUGCCUCCUCUCCCUGUAGACAUACAUCCAAUAAAGUUGGAAACGUCUCCUGUUCACACAGCUGCAGCUCCUAUCUCAAGGAUAGUUUUGCCACAACCUGAUUUACAAUACUUGGAGGAAGCGAGCACUUCCUCAGCAAUAACAGGGGAAGUACAAGUUAGCAUGGAGAGUGGCGAGUUACCAGUUGUGAGUAUACAGGACACUGAAGAAUUACCCCUUGGUGAAAAUAUUACAGAUGACAUUUUUGCAAUAAUGAACUCUGAAGGAAUCCAGAGUGCAGAUGACAUCACAAAUGCCGCUGAUUGGAAAAAUAUAAUCAGGGAUAUAGGAAAUAUGCAGGAAAUAAAUUUUCCAUCUACUGCAGAUUCUAUACAAUCACAAGACUUAUAUUCAACAGUUGAUACCUCAUUCUCCAAUUACACUUUAGCUGACUCCGAUUUAUCUAAUUUGCAAUUCCCUCCCAAUGCAUCACCCUUGCUGUCAACUGUGAUAGACAAUAAUGUACUCAAUGCUCAAGCUUUAAAACAGACGCCUACCACGCCGUCCACGAAAACAUCACGAAAGUCAAGUAAAACGAAAGCAAACAAUCAGAGAGAAUACGACCCGAACAAGCAUUGUGGGGUCGUGACAGCCGAGAACCCAAAGCCUUGCACGAGGUCAUUGACGUGUAAGGCGCACGCGUUGUCCUUGCGACGCACAGUCGAUGGCCGAUCUAAGCCUUUUGACACACUGCUAGCCGAGCACCGAGCAUCGCGGGAAGCUGCGGCCGGUGGAGCACCACUCACCUCGCCCGCCUCGCUCCCACCACUCCUAGUCAAUAGUUCGCUGGACCUCGGCAGUUUUAACGGAAUGACCGCCGAGCAACAGGUCAACGACAUAUACGCGAGCUUGCUGAGCGUAGAGGAUCCCAUGCUGCCCGACACAUCCGGCAUCACGUCUCUCCUGAGCCAGCCACUGUCGGACCCCUUCCUAUUGCCGGACGACGCGGAGCCAGCGCCGGACGCACCUCCUCUCGUCCCGCACCGCACUCGAGAGAUCCCUCCCGUCCCAGCUACGUCCACAGCUCCCAGCUCCGCUCCGUCGCUAGUUCCGGGUGACGUUUGUUGGUACGCCGCCAGCCCUCGGCCACUCGCCUUGUGUACAUUCAACACAUCGCACGCGGGCGGUGUCAUUACACUGGGAAAGAAAUUCGCAACCGUUCGGAACAACAUAAAAACGUCGCUCUCGCGGUCAAGCAAGGUCACAUGUGCCUCUAAUAACUAUUACGGACAGGGUAUGUCGCUUUCGAAGACCCUGCAUAUGAACAAUGCCAACAAGACGAACAAACCCGAGGUUCGAAAGUUGAUAGUGACGUGUAGUGCGCCCGGCGUUCAGAGGGAAAUGCAACAGACUUUGAGUGAUCUCUUCGGACCGGACGUGAGACAUACGCUGAACGGUCACAUGGGGCACGCGGGUCACACUAGCCAUAUCGGAUUAGGUAGAAGCACGCGAACCACGCUCAAGAGCGCCAAGCGGGCCUCAGCUGCCGCGCUCGAUCUUGGCUUCCCUCUAGACCCAUUGCUAGCCGACGAGAAGUGUUGA